Molecule: messenger RNA, 1323 nt
Organism: Nasonia vitripennis (jewel wasp)
Lineage: Eukaryota; Metazoa; Arthropoda; Insecta; Hymenoptera; Pteromalidae
Gene: Dlc90F
Product: tctex1 domain-containing protein 1
Exons: 3
Coding region: 495-830 (111 amino acids)
Biological process (GO): microtubule-based movement
Cellular component (GO): cytoplasm; cytoplasmic dynein complex
Molecular function (GO): dynein intermediate chain binding
Source: RefSeq, a predicted model, not a curated record
GUGUCCUGUCCGCGCAGAACUGGUAGAACGAGCGCAGAGGGCUACAUGCCGAAUUGAUAAUUAAAUUAUUAUGAUAUCAUGAACUGCUGCACGUAUAGGAAUUAAUUUGAAUGCCUGCAAAUCUGAUGUCUGAUUCGAAGGUCAGUUCCGAAAAUUGCCGCUAAAAGCGCCACAUGGCGCAAUAAUAAUAAGAUUAAUAAGUCAAAUCGGUCGGGUGAGGUUAGGCUGCACACUCAUAGUCGCAUAUACUAUACACCGAAUGUGGAAUGUCCAUCCCGAAUUGUAUGAAUGUUUGAUCGUUUGCAUCUAUUUAGAUGUAAGUUAAAGUUAAUAGUUCUCUUCGAAAUUCAGAGUGCUGUUGAAUUUGAGAAUUUGGGACUCUUCUGACAAUGUUAAGUAAAAAUUGCUUUCUAAAAGAGGAGCAAUUUUUUCAAAACAUUGAAAAAACCAUCUGAGUAGGCUUUGGAGACAUCUGUUUUGAAAAAGAACUCGAAAUGGAGGACGUGCAAGAGGAGACCCAGUUUGUUGUAGACGAUGUUAGUAAAAUCAUUAAGGAGGCGAUUGAAGUGUCGAUUGGAGGAAAUGUGUAUUCUCACGGUAAAGUGAACCAGUGGACUUCAAAUGUUGUGGAAAGUUGUUUGGGUAACCUCACCAAACUCUCAAAGCCAUAUAAAUACAUAGUUACUUGCACAAUUAUGCAAAAGAAUGGAGCUGGUCUACACACAGCAAGUUCCUGCUAUUGGGACAAUGCAACAGAUGGAAGUUGUACCGUACGCUGGGAAAAUAAAACAAUGUACUGUAUUGUAUCAGUAUUUGGCUUGGCAAUCUAAUUUUUAAAAUGUGCAAAUAUUUUUUUUAAUUCUAAAGCACUACAAAAUUGCAUUUUAUAAAUUGUAAAAUUUUUUUUCUAAGUAUACUCUGUAUAAUAUGCACAAGAGAAUAUAUAUUAAAUUUUUGUUUGAUGCACCUUUUUAAAGCAUAAUAUUUAAAAUGAUACUCGAUCAAAGCAAAGUUAAUGUAUAAUUAUAUAUCUAUAUAUAUUAGAAAGUGGAAAGCUACUUUAUAUCUAAUAAAUGACAUUCAAAAUUUUAUUCUUUCGAUAAAUCUUUUUUUCAUUAUUUAAUACAAAGUCAUUGGAUAGCUUGCUGUAAAAGUGGAUGGCUUGGAGUAAUCAAGAAAGAGACAAAAAUAUUAUAAAAUAUUUUUAUUUUUUUGUUUUCAUUUCAUUGUCUUUAAAUAAAAAUAAUAAGACACUUGAUCAAAAUUUUAUCGUUGAAAACAGUAGGAAUCUGUAGAUUGCAUUAUAAACAUAAUUUCAAAAUA